Trichoplusia ni (cabbage looper) is the source of this 1570-nucleotide messenger RNA. Its product is annotated as tRNA:m(4)X modification enzyme TRM13 homolog. NCBI's taxonomy places the organism in Eukaryota, Metazoa, Arthropoda, Insecta, Lepidoptera, Noctuidae. Bases 130 to 1410 code for a protein of 426 amino acids. Gene Ontology annotation, biological process: tRNA methylation. The record is from RefSeq and is a predicted model, not a curated record. The transcript is spliced from 7 exons.
GGUAACAAUUGUAACAAAUUGAAAAUGUCAACUGUCAAGUGUCAAGACAACGUCAUCACAUAACCUCAGUAGAUAUACAAAUACCGACUAAACCAUAACAUAUUAUAAGAUUAAUUAUAAUUAUACGACAUGACUGAUUCUUCGGUGCAAAUUCAGCCAUUAAGUGCCACUUUAACUGAACCACAAUGUCAAUACUUUGUAGUGAGGAAGAAACGAUUAUGCCGUAUGACAGUCCGCCCGGGUCGUCAUUAUUGCGGCGAACAUGAACCUCAACCGAAGACUGAUGAUGGUCAGGAUGACACCCGUAUUCCAUGUCCAAACGACCCUAAACACACUGUGUAUGUGAGCAAACUAGAGAAGCAUCUCUCUAUCUGCAAUGCCCGGGCCACAGAACAGCCACCAUAUAUUGUUCCCAACAUCAAUGCCCCCACAGAGACGGAGGGGUUUCUCCGCAAGCCUCUAAGUGAGAUACCCAAAGAGACAAUCACACAAGUCAUAGAGAAAGUUGACUUAAUAUAUGAAACCUAUGUAAAGGAUCACAUAACAACUGCACAGGAGCACCCCAUCCACAGUACAGUGAUGGAAGAGUUCUCAGAGAGUGACCGAGCAGAGAGCUCCCUGCGCCACCUGCGUCAAGUGUCCAGCCUGCUGUGGCUAGUGGAGGACGAGGGCCUGGUGUCUGAGAACACAUGCUAUGUAGAACUAGGGGCUGGUAAAGGGCAUUUGUCGUACUACGCAUGUAACGCUUGGUGUGAGGAGGGCGGCGCGAGCGCGGCGCUGCUGGUGGACCGCGCGUCGCUGCGGCACAAGCGCGACAACAAGCUGCGCGGCCGCGCGGCGCUGCGCCUGCGGGCGGACCUCGCGCACCUGGCGCUGGAGCGGGUGCCGCGCGUGGCCGCCUGCCGCGCGCUCGUCGGGCUCGCCAAGCAUCUGUGCGGGGUCGCCACUGAUUACGCGCUGCGCUGUAUCGCGGCGGAGGGCGUGCUGGACAAGACGCGCGGCAUCGUGCUGGCCACGUGCUGCCAUCACCGCUGCGAGCGCGCCGCCUUCGUCGCCAACCGACACUUACAGGAGUUGGGCAUCAGUGGCGACGAGUUCAACGUGAUGCUGGGCAUCGUGUCGUGGGCCACGUGCGGGACGGGGCGCUCGCGGGGCGCGGCGGGGGCGGAGGGGCGCGCGGCGGGGGCGGAGGGGCGCGCGGCGGGGGCGGAGGGGCGCGCGGCGGGGGCGGAGGGGCGCGCGGCGGGGGCGGAGGGGCGCGCGGCGGCGGGGCGGCGCGCCAAGCGGGUGCUGGACUGGGCGCGCGUGCAGUUCCUGCGCGAGCGCGGCUUCUCGGCCACGCUGUGCCGCUUCGUGCCCAGCAGCGUGUCGCCAGAGAACAUCUGCGUCGUCGCCAGCAAGCGAACAUGACGCGUGCGGGGCAGACCCCGCUCGACACGACUCGGGUGGAACCAGUAGAAUGCAAUACUAUUGAUUGAAUGACAUUUUGAGACGGCAACACGCAUUGUCAACAACAGCUUAAAUGGCAUUGUGCUGUGGAUUUUAUAAAUAUAUUUCUAUUUAUUUUUUA